AUGUACCAUAACGGUGUAACACAUUCUGUAGCUCAUGAUGAUAUGGAUGGAAUAAAAAAAAUUCUUCAUUGGAUAACUUAUCUUCCUCCUCCUUCCUCAACAACAAUGUUACUACCUUCUCCAACAUCACAACAACCAUUAUUACCCCCUCUAUCAAUGUUAAAAGAUGACAAAGCAAGAAUGGUUCAUACCCAACCAACAAAAAGUGCUUAUGAUCCACGUUUAAUGUUAGAUCCCCCAGAUGGUGGUGGACUUUUUGAUAAGGGGACAUUUGAUGAAAUUAUGAGUGGAUGGGCAAAAACAAUAAUUGCUGGGAGAGCACGUUUAAGAGGACUUGCUGUUGGUGUUUUGGCUGUGGAAACACGAACGGUGGAAUGUGAAAUACCUGCUGAUCCAGCUACGCAAGAUUCUCAGGCUAAAUGUGUGCUACAAGCUGGUCAAGUUUGGCAUACUGAUUCGGCAUUUAAGACAGCAGAAGCAAUAAACGAUUUCAAUCAUGAAGGACUUCCUCUAAUCAUAUUAGCAAAUAUUCGAGGAUUUAGUGGUGGACAAAAGGAUAUGUUUGAAAUGGUACUAAAAUUUGGUGCUUGGAUAGUUGAUGCUUUACAAACAUAUACCCAACCAGUAAUAAUUUAUUUACCUCCCUUUGGCGAACUUCGUGGUGGUGCUUGGGCAGUAUUAGAUACACAAAUAAACCCAACAUGCAUAACAAUGUUAGCAGAUUCUAAUAGUCGUGGAGGUGUUUUGGAAGCAAAUGGGAUAGUUGAAAUAAAAUUUAGAGAGAAAGAUUUGUGUGUUUUACUUGGAAAAUGUGAUGAAAAAACGAAAAAAUUGGAAGAAGAAUUGGCUAAAAAUAAUAAAAAUAAAAAUUUUAAUGAAGAAAAGAAAAAAGAAUUGCAACAAGAAUAUGAGAAACGUAAAGAAAAACUUUUACCUGUAUGUAGAGCUGCUGCAGUUAAAUUUGCUGAUUUGCAUGAUACUACUGCUAGAAUGCUUGCUAAAGGGGCUAUUCAUGACGAAGUAGCUUGGCAAAAUACUCGAAAUUAUUUUUACAAUUUACUCUGUGUACAAUCAAUUAAAAUGGAGAUGGCUAAAAAUUAUUUAUCUGCUUGUUCAAUUUCAACAACAAAUUUGUCUUCAUUUACAAUAGACGAGUUAGAAAAAGGGUGUAAAUGGGUAGAUAAACAUUUGGCUGAAACUUCAAUUUUAAUAAGAAGAGAAAUAAAUUUAAAAGAGAAGCCGUCAAUGGAUUAUUCUAAACGAACACGUUUUGAAUAUUUUUUUGAACAAAUUAUGGAAUAUUCUAAUGGAAAAGAAUUUUUACAAGUAUUGGAACAAAUUAAGGCAGAUACACUUUUAAAGCAACUUAAAUUGGUUACUGGUAAUUUAGAGCAGAGAGAACGCUUUGUUGCAGCAUUAUUAGAGAGGGAUUGA
Molecule: messenger RNA, 1434 nt
Organism: Meloidogyne enterolobii
Lineage: Eukaryota; Metazoa; Nematoda; Chromadorea; Rhabditida; Meloidogynidae
Source: the annotation of a GenBank genome assembly